AGGACAUAUCAAACAAAAAUCAAUUUGUUUUCAACAGUCCAAUUCGAUAACAAUUUCGUUGUCGAUGCCAUUGCCAACUAACACUUGAGAAUUCUCUUUCCGUACUAUUGUAUCCAACGUAACUUAUGUAUCGAAGCACAAACAUAGUUAUAUUAGAAAUGUCAAGUUUGUCAUAAAAUUAGCAAUGUUAAGGCAAACACUGAAAUUUAGAAAGACAAUUUCAUUUCUGUGUGUGCUAUCUCUGCUGAUAUUAAUAUAUCUGAUCAUCACAAAAUCGAACAGUGAACAUGGGCGGACUCACUACAAAAUAGCUGAAGAGAAAAGGGACAUCACAUUUAGAGGUUUUAAUAUUUUUCCCAAGGACGAAUAUAAUAAUAUAAAUAAAAUGAAUUUGCAAUCAUCAAAUGAAGUAACAAGUGAUGAUACAAAACAUGAGCUUGCUGAAGCAAAAAAUCGAAUACAAGAAUUAGAAAAAAAGAUUGCUAUUUUAGAAGGAAGAAUGCCUCAAAAGUACCCUGAAGUAAAGUUUUUAGGAUAUAAAGAAAGGAGAAGAAUCUUAGUGACAGGAGGAGCUGGUUUUGUUGGCUCACAUUUAGUUGAUAUUCUCAUGAUGAAAGGUCAUGAAGUCAUUGUAGUCGACAAUUUCUUUACUGGCCGGAAGAGAAACGUUGAGCAUUGGUUCGGACAUCGUAAUUUUGAAAUGAUUCAUCAUGAUAUCGUCAAUCCGUUGUAUGUUGAAGCAGACGAAAUAUAUCAUUUAGCUAGUCCUGCCAGCCCACCGCAUUAUAUGCAAAAUCCUGUUAAAACAAUCAAGACUAAUACUCUAGGAACUAUAAAUAUGUUAGGUCUCGCCAGACGCGUCGGCGCUAGAAUACUGAUCGCAAGCACUUCAGAAGUAUAUGGAGAUCCUUUGGUGCAUCCACAACCUGAAUCUUAUUGGGGCCAUGUUAAUCCAAUUGGCCCUCGAGCGUGUUACGACGAAGGCAAGAGAGUUGCAGAGACACUGGCGUAUUCGUACGCAAAACAAGAGAAAGUCGACGUGAGAGUCGCUAGGAUAUUCAACACGUACGGACCUAGAAUGCAUGUUUCAGACGGUCGUGUAGUUUCUAAUUUCAUAAUGCAAGCUUUACAGAAUUUAACUAUUACAGUUUAUGGUAACGGAAAACAGACCCGAUCGUUCUGCUACGUGUCUGACCUUGUCGAUGGACUGCUAGGCUUAAUGGCUUCUAGUUAUACAUUACCUGUUAACAUUGGGAACCCGGUAGAACAUACUAUAGAAGAAUUUGCAAUGAUCAUAAAGAAUCUAGUCCCCGGGUGCCGCAGUACUGUCGCCACGGGAGCCGCGGUCGAGGACGACCCCCAGCGGCGCCGACCGGACAUUGCAGUGGCGGAGGCCCAUUUACACUGGAAACCUAAAGUAAGCCUACAGGAAGGCUUGCAAAGAACCAUCGACUAUUUCAAAGAAGAAUUAUCAAGGACUACGCUUUACAAUAAUCAAACUUAUGUAGAUAUGAAAGUCAAACAUCAUUAGUAUAGUUAUUAACUUAAUUUUAAUGUGAUAUUAGAAUUACAUCAACCGAACUAUUUUAUGAACAUAUAGUUAUGUCUAAAUAAUAUGAAAGACCAAAAAUCAAUUCGACUAUGGUGACCCAGAACGAACUAAUACGAUUUCAAUUUAUGAAACAGGAUUUUCGAAUUGUUGCUACAUUAAUACAUACAUAUAAGCGGCUGAUUAUAUUAUCUUAUUUUUUGAUUAUCAAAAAUGGGACAUUUUGAUAUGCCUUGUUUUGCCAUAUUUGAACGGUGAAUAGACCAUUACAGAUACCGUAGAUUUGGACCUGUUUUAUCGUGACAGUGGCUUCAUGUGUCUGUUGGUUUUAGGAGUCGCCUAGUCGGUGGGUAAUAAGUGUGCAUUCACAACCGUUGACACCGCGACCGUAACAAUAAUACAAUUUGUAACCUUGGUUAAUGUCUACUAAUUUUAUGCGUGUUAAAUAUUAUAUCCAAAAUAUUCAUAUUAUCACAGGGCGAUUCUAUAUAUAUAUACACAUAUAUAUGCGAUAUUUCCUAAAAAUUCAACAUACCUUCAUUUGGCUGAAUAUUUUUAUUGAGUUUUUGUUUUGUUUUUUUAUUGCCCUUGUAGGCAGACGAGCAUUCGGCCCACCUGAUGGUGAGUGGUUACCGUCGCUCAUGGACGUCAGCAAUGCCAGAGGCAGAGCCAAGCCGCUGCCUACCGUCUAAUACUCUCCACAAGCCUCGUUUGAAGAAGGACAUGUCAUAGCGCUCGGAAAACACCGUGGAGGGGAGCUCAUUCUAUAGCCGGAUGGUACGUGGCAAAAAAGACCUCUGGAAACGCACUGUGGAUGACCGCAGUGGCUCCAGGUAAUAUGGAUGAACUCUACUCCGGUGGGAGAUGCCGGUAUCAUCUCGAACAAUUCCUCAGAGCACUCCCCAUGGAACAUACGGUACAAAAUACAGAGGGAACCGAAGUCCCUCCGCAGACCCAGAGGUUCCAAAAGCUCCGUGAUUAUCCGUAUUAUCACCAAAAGGAUAUAGCUUAGUGCAGCUUACAUACCAACAUACCAGCAGAUGGUUACCUUCGGUGGCAUACAAACAUCGGCAAUAUAGGGAGCACAAACAAGUCGCUUCGUAAAGUUUAUUAAAUUGAUUAAUAAAAUAAGACGAUAAUUUUUUUUAUUAGUUCUCAUUUUUAUUUAAGGUUAACCAUACGGUUGUUUCUAGUAUAGUAUUUUUUAUGCUAUUGUUUGUACAACUCAACAAUCUAUAAAGUAAUAAAUUAAGAAAUUUAUUUAUAAUAUGUAGGUAUAUGGUACAAAUAUUUUCUUCUAUGUAUAGUAUCGAGUUUCCUCUGAAAUAUCCGUUGUUUUUUAUGAAUGCGCUGGUAACAGUCGAAUAAAGAGCGUGAUACGACCAUUUUAUAUUUUCACAAAGAAUAUUCUCGAUCUACUAAUAAUUACUUAUGCUUUUGUUCUAACAACUAAACUUGGACGUUAAUGUCGGAUCAUUGGAUUGUUUACUGUAACAAUAUGCCGUACCGUAUCGCGUAAGGGAACCGUUGUCGGAAACAAAAGACACGAUAUAGAUAUAAACAUGACAACAUAAAAAACGCUUUUUUUUAUGUAGUUUAUUUUUGUUGUUUAGUUCUUAAGUUUCAUUUUAUUAUUGUACGCCAUUUGAUACGGAAAUGACGGUGCGCGCAGUCAAACGAUUUAUAUUUGUAACAAGUUUCACUAAAACAAUGAUUGUCUGUGCCGAGCCUAAUGAAUAUUUAUGUAUACGUUAAAUUAGUCGUGCCAACAACUAUGAACUCAUUAAAGUUUAAAAUAAAUUGUCAUCCAGUUAUAGAUACAAAAGGCAACGCAAUUAGUCAACAUCUUAUAAUUAAAUAAAAUCGAGACUGACAGACACAUUUGCACAUAAAAGUACAAAGUGACGAAUUACAGAAAUAAGAGAAAAGUUAAUUUUUUUUAUUGCCUUUGUAGCCAGACGAGCAUACGGCCCACCUGAUGGUAAGUGGUCACCGUCGCUCAUGGACGUCAAUAAUGCCAGGGGCAGAGCCAAGCCGCUGUCUACCAUAGAAUAGAUCAAAAUUUUAUUCAGUUGGGAGGAAUCGAUGCCAAAUAUUUCCUGCCGUCUACCGCCGUACAUAAAAAAAGAUGUGUGGUGUAGUGGGACACCGGAUAAGAACGAAGUUCCUUAUUAUAAAAACAUUAAUUUUAAGUUCUAUUCGAGGUAUAAAGAAAAUACAACUGGAGGUUUCGCAAUAACCCACGAUCAUUCGGCAACGUGCGAACUUAUUGUGGUACACUUCAUUCACGGUUGUUUGCAUAAGAUUUUUGUACGUUAUUACAAAGUUAAGUCGUUCACUGUGUGCAUUACUAAUAAAAAUCUUACGUUACGGACGUUUUUUCCCGGUUAGGGUACCCCUCCGCAUCGUCCCAUAAGGAACUUCGUUCCAAUAUUGUUUUCUGUUUUAUCGCGUAAUAAAUGUUACCGUUCUAACAACGGAAACGGUUCCUUUAAACGCUGUAUGAGUAGUUAGUGUUGAAAAAAUGACCUACCCAUGCUAAUCAAAAUUGUUAAAAAUCAUUAUCAAUCAAAAGUCAGUGUAAAUACUUUUACGUUUUAACAUUGUUGUAUCGAAGUACUUAAACAAUUAUCGACAUUACGCCUUCUCGAUGUAAAAACGUUAAUAUGGCUUCAUAAAGAUAGUUUACUAUAAUAAAGGAUUCAAUUGAAUCGCGCAUAUAUAUAUGUCGGAGAAACUCCAUUAUUAAGACUACCGUCAGAUUUCAUUAGGGCAAAUAGCUAGGGGUGAUCGAGUUAAGAGAAAUAUUAAGUACGCAAAAUUUGGCGUUAGCAAACGAAACCGAAUGACAGUCCUUAGGAUGGAGGUAUCGCUCUUCAAAAAGGCUGGUUUGUUAGUGAAAUGCGUCUAUGCGCCUCCACCGUCUAGGCUCUGUCGUAGCACGAAGUUAGCCGAGCUCCGACGACAUUACGAUCGUGUCGGGAAUCGUGCUGCGCUUCGUUUUGCUACUCAACUAAUGACCGUCUCCGACAUAAUAUAUAUCGACGCAUGAAAGGCAAACGUGACUAAGCGACUAUAACUGCUUUAUACAUAAAUGAUAGGCAUUAACCAUAUUCGAUGUGCAAAAAAAAUUUAUUUCUAGGUCUAUUAAAGUCAUUUCAAUCCUACAGCUAAAUUCGUUAAAAUAUAUUUAUUUUCAGGUAUUUCAACUUUAAAUUAGUCUACUGUAAAGUUCACGCAUUGUCGCUUAAUCACGUUUCCUCGAUAUAUAUUUAUUUGCUUUAUUAAUUUAUUUAAUCUAUUUUUCAAAUACUUCAUAUAAAUAGCACUUCAAAGUGAUGUCGUACAUACGUUAGGACCAAAUGUUAUGAAAUAAUUGUAGACACAAGAGGGUAGUGGGAAACACGUAUGCGGUAUCGCCUACUAUGACUAAAGUAUAUCCUUACUCAAAAUUCAAUGAAGCCAGAGUAUUCAUUUUUAGUUUUUUGAAUGCUUAUAUUUUGAUGCGCUAGUAACGUACCUUUUUGUGUUAAAAUGUCAUUAUUCCAAAAACAAAAUAUGUUGAGUUUAUUGAAAUUUUAUGUUGAUUUAUUCAAAUAAAAAGGAUAGUUUGCA
Messenger RNA from Bombyx mori (domestic silkworm), 5164 nucleotides. RefSeq names its product UDP-glucuronic acid decarboxylase 1 (gene Uxs). Gene Ontology annotation, biological process: D-xylose metabolic process. The coding region runs from base 185 to 1531 and encodes 448 amino acids. NCBI's taxonomy places the organism in Eukaryota, Metazoa, Arthropoda, Insecta, Lepidoptera, Bombycidae. Gene Ontology annotation, molecular function: NAD+ binding; UDP-glucuronate decarboxylase activity. The record is from RefSeq and is a predicted model, not a curated record. The transcript is spliced from 9 exons. Gene Ontology annotation, cellular component: cytoplasm.